Penicillium subrubescens is the source of this 849-nucleotide messenger RNA. RefSeq lists its product as uncharacterized. The record is from RefSeq and is a predicted model, not a curated record. NCBI's taxonomy places the organism in Eukaryota, Fungi, Ascomycota, Eurotiomycetes, Eurotiales, Aspergillaceae. Gene Ontology annotation, biological process: xylan catabolic process. Bases 1 to 849 code for a protein of 282 amino acids. Gene Ontology annotation, molecular function: cellulose binding; hydrolase activity, hydrolyzing O-glycosyl compounds. The transcript is spliced from 3 exons. Gene Ontology annotation, cellular component: extracellular region.
AUGGUAUAUAUCUCUUCUUUGGUACUUGGCCUUCUCGCUAUUGCAGGCGCCUUGGCCCUGCCUGGCGACAUGUCCGGCGAUUUUUCCAAACGCCAGGCGAUUACAUCGCCCCAGACAGGCACUAACAACGGCUACUACUAUUCUUUCUGGACCAACGGAGCCGGAAGCGUCAGCUACACGAAUGGUGCAGCUGGCCAGUAUAGCGUCACUUGGUCAAACCAAAAUGGCGGUGACUUUACUUGUGGGAAGGGCUGGAAACCUGGCAGCGCCCAGGCUAUCUCAUUCUCCGGCUCAUUCAAUCCGAAUGGCAAUGCCUACCUUGCUGUCUACGGCUGGACUACUAGCCCCCUUGUUGAGUACUACAUUAUGGAGAGCUACGGAGACUACAACCCCGGCAACAGCAUGACCCACAUGGGAACUGUGACUAGUGACGGAGCAACCUACGAUAUCUACAAGCACCAGCAGGUCAAUCAGCCAUCCAUUCAGGGUACUUCUACCUUCAAUCAGUACUGGUCAAUCCGGCAGAGCAAGCGGACCAGCGGCACUGUCACCACAGCAAACCACUUUAAUGCCUGGGGUGCUCUUGGCAUGAACAUGGGUGCCUUCGAUUACCAGAUUCUUGUCACUGAGGGUUAUGAAAGCUCCGGUUCUUCUUCUAUCACCGUUUCUGCGGGUGGAUCGUCCUCUGGUGGCAGCGGCGGCUCUGGGGGUAGUGGCGGCUCGAGUGGUUCGGGCGGGACUUGCUCUGCCAUUUAUGGCCAGUGCGGCGGCAGUGGCUGGUCUGGACCGACCUGCUGCGCCUCUGGCACCUGCCACUACCAGAAUGCGUGGUACUCGCAGUGCCUCUAA